This is a messenger RNA of Anopheles stephensi (Asian malaria mosquito), 4300 nucleotides long. RefSeq lists its product as uncharacterized. The record is from RefSeq and is a predicted model, not a curated record. Bases 956 to 4300 code for a protein of 1114 amino acids. Gene Ontology annotation, biological process: DNA integration. Gene Ontology annotation, molecular function: nucleic acid binding. The transcript has 2 exons. NCBI's taxonomy places the organism in Eukaryota, Metazoa, Arthropoda, Insecta, Diptera, Culicidae.
AGAUUUUUGUUAAAAGCAGAUUGUUCGAUCCCGAACUAAAAUAACAACAACAGUGGAUCCAGAGCACACAGGCACCAAUAAGAACAAUAACGAAUCCACGCCACACGUGCCGCCGUUUCCAUACUCGGCUUCCAAGAAGUCGAACCGCGUGGAGCGCUUUUGUCAAAGCGUUCCAGAAAGUGUGAGCUGCCGUGCGACGAGAAAGUGCUCGUCGCAGAAAUUUAGAACACUCGGCUUCUUUUCCGAAAGCUAUAAAAGAGGUGUUGAUCGCAAAGCGCGGUCAUUCUCGAUCACACCGCGGAGGGAAGCCAAGCCAAUCCAAUCGGCUCUUUUCAGAGCCACCUAAUAAUUGAAAGAGAAUAUUGGUUUCAACAAAAAAAAAAAAAAAAAAAAACACAACGUAGGCCGUCUUCGGACGUAACAUUUGGUGCCGUGACCAGGAUUGGCGGGCUUCAGCACUCCUGUGAUCCGUGAGUAAAGUGCGUACGUAUUUUUUCUCACGCGUUUCGUGUCGUCGCGCAAGUGCGUGCGUGUAACGAUUAAGCGAGUUUGUGUCCUCGCGCGUGUACGGGUGUGAUAUACCACGAGUUCGUGUCCUCGUGUGUAUAUGUGCGACUCUCCGUGAGUGUGCUUCAUCGUGCGUGUGUGUGUGACUUGUCACGAGUUCGUGUCCUCGUGCGAGUGCGUGCAUUCUUUUAUUCAGCGAGUUUGUGUCCUCGCUUGUGUGGCUAACCACGAGUUUUGUGUCCUCGUGUAUGUGAUUGUGUUACUCUCCGCGAGUUCGUGUCCUCGUGUGUGUGUGUGACUCUGCAGUUGUGUGUGAUUCGCCGUGAGUUCGUGUCCUCGCGUGCGUGUGACUUUGCGCGAGUGUGUUUUCGCGCGCGUGUGUGGUUGCCGCGAGUUCGUGCCCUCGCGUGCCUGUGACUUUGCGUGUGAGUGUAGUUUUUAGUCCAAAAUGACCAAGGCGGACAAGCUUAAGGCCAAGCAGGCCAAAAGGCGAUCGCUGAUUGAGUCUAUGCGACGCUCACUGCAGUUCGCAGUGGAUUACACCCCCGAGCUACAAGAUCAAGUGCCUGAUCGUCUUGCAAGAUUGGUGAAGUGUUGGGAAUGUUUCCAAUCGAUCCAUGAAGAGUGUGAAGAGCUAGAUGAAUCGGAAAACGCUACCAGAAGCAACGAUGAUAUCCUAGCGCAAACGGAAGAUCUAUUUUUCGAAACCAAGGCUGCGUUAUCAAAGCUAGUGAAAAAGGAGAAAGAAGAGCAACCACGCUCAAAGCUCGUAAGCGUGAAACUACCCACUAUAUCGUUGCCGGUUUUUAGUGGCGAGGUAACGCAAUGGUUGUUAUUUCAUGACACUUUUGUUUCUCUUGUGCACAACUGUGACGAUAUCGCACCUAUACAAAAGUUUCAUUACCUGCGCGCGUCAUUGAAAGGGGAAGCGGCAGGAAUAGUGCACCCAAUUCCCAUUUCUUCGGAAAAUUAUACUGUGGCAUGGAAAGCUUUGCUUGACCGGUAUGGUAACAAGCCGUAUCUACGUAAAAUGCACACGCGUGAAUUAUUUGGGUUGCCUUCCAUGAUCAAUAGUGGUGCGCAAGAGCUUCGACAAUUAGUGAGCAAAUUCCAGCUGCAUAUUGACAUUCUAAAACAGCUAGGAGAAACCGUUUCGGAUGAUAGUAGCAUUAUCAUGGAAAUUUUGGCCAGCAAGCUCGACAAGGCAUCGUUGAAGGCUUGGGAAGAGCACUACGCUCAGGAGGAAGCUUUGUUAACCUAUCCUAGCAUGACAGCAUUUCUGCUUAAAAGAGCGCAAGCGAGUGAGUCUCUAGCGUUGCAGGUAGGAAAUCGUGUUAGCUCUUCCAACGCAAAGGUACCAAACCAGAAAACAUCUAAAAGGCUUAGUGUCAAUGCUGCAAGCAUGAAAGGGAACAAUGUGGUUCCUUGUGUUUUGUGCUCUAAAGACCAUUAUUUAUGGCAAUGCCAAGCAUUUCUGGAUCUUAAGCCUAAGGAUCGACAGAGUGCUGUUAAUGGCAAAGAACUUUGUGGCAAUUGCCUACAAAAGGGGCAUUUUGCAAAAUCAUGCCGAUCAAGAUAUACGUGCCAGCAAUGCAAAAAGAAGCAUCACACAUUGCUACAUUUCGUGGAAGAUGCUAAACAGCCCUGUGAAAAAGGUUCGUCUGAUUCGAGCAUUAUGGCAGCUGCGCAUGUAAAUAGUGUUGAUCGUGUAUCCAAAAACGUGUUGCUUUCAACUGUGUUGUUGGAAGUAAAUGAUGCAUAUGGACAAAGGCAUCUCGUGCGUGCGCUGUUGGACAAUGGUUCGCAACCUAACGCCAUUAGUGAGUCGCUGUGUCAACAAUUGCAUUUGCCGCGGAAAAAAGUGAACAUUUUGAUCGUUGGUGUCGACGGAAUAGAAUCCAGUGCCAAUCAUGAAGUUCGUGCAAAGGUACAGUCGCGCGUUACCAACUAUUCGGCGGAAAUGGACUUCUUAGUGUUGCGAAAAGUGGCGUGUGAUACUCCAUCCCACGAAGUCCCAGUGCAAAAGUGGAAUAUACCUGCAUCAUAUCCUCUCGCAGACCCGCAUUUCUGCACGCCCGGUCGUAUCGAUAUGAUUAUUGGAGCAGAGUAUUUCUACUCACUAUUGUGUGACGGUAGAUAUAGUCUACCAAACAAAGGCGUGCUGGUCGAAAGUGUUUUCGGCUGGAUUAUGACCGGUGACAUUCCUGCUAUAUCGAGUGAUGCGGUUCGGUGCAAUGUGGUAGCCGUCCGUCCUACGAUCGAAGAACAAUUGGAGCGAUUCUGGAAGAUCGAGGAACUCCAGGUGAGCGAAUACUCUUUUGAUGAAAAGGAGUGUGAAAGGCAUUUUCAACAAACCGUUUCGCGUGAUGGAAGCGGCCGUUAUAUUGUUCAAAUGCCCAAGCAGCCCAACUUCAAGGAAAUAAUAGUGAAAGAGUUACAGUCGGCUAAAACGAUCCUGUUCCAUAUGGUGCAAAGAGAAGUGUUUUCAGACGAUAUUCGCGCUAUCACAAAGGGAAAGUGUCUAACAAAGAGCUCAUCCAUUCGAUUGUUGAAUCCAUUCCUCGAUUCUUGUGGAUUAUUACGCGUUGGUGGCCGGUUGCGUGAAUCAAAUAUGGCAUUUGAUGGGAAGCAUCCAGUUCUUUUGCCAGCAUUUCACCCAUUUACGCGUCUUUUGAUCAGGGAUCAGCAUCAUAAAACAUUACACGGUGGAGUUACAAUGACCCUUUCGUCCCUGCGUGAUGAAGUGUGGAUUCUGAAUGGCAUGCGGGCCGUUCGUAGUGUACUUCGAACCUGCUAUCGGUGCAUAAGGGCCAAUCCAGUUCCAAUAGCACAACCUAUUGGUCAGCUACCAGUGUCACGUGUUACGGUAAACGAAGUGUUCGCUUGCGUUGGAAUCGAUUACUGUGGACCGUUUUAUUUGCGCCCAACACACCGUAAGGCAGCUUCUCCCAAGUGUUACGUGUCAGUGUUUGUUUGUAUGAGCACAAAGGCUGUUCAUUUAGAACUCGUUAGUGAUCUGAGUACCCCUUCUUUCUUAAUGGCGCUGGAUAGAUUUGUGGCCAGAAGGGGCAAGCCGAAGCAUUUGUAUUCCGACAAUGGCACUAAUUUCGUAGGUGCCAAACAUGCCUUGCACGAACUAUACGUUCUUCUUCAGCGUGACAGUGAAAAAAUCAGUGACUAUAUGGCCAAAGACAGUAUCCAGUGGCAUAUGAUUCCACCUCGCGCUCCCAACUUCGGCGGCUUAUGGGAAGCUGCAGUAAAGGUGGCAAAAACUCACUUAGUACGUCAGCUUGGUGCAGCUCAGUUGGCUUACGAAGCUAUGAUUACUAUCUUAGCAAAGAUAGAAGGCCAUAUGAAUUCCAGACCUCUUGUCCCCCUUUCACAAGAUCCUAAUGACCUAGAGGCGUUAACUCCUGCACAUUUUUUGAUGCUCAAGAAACCACAAGUAAUUCCCGAACCUGAACUAUCCCAUCUCCCGCUUAAUCGCCUGUCGCAGUAUCAGCUUGUUCAGAGAUAUGCCCAGGGUUUCUGGCACCGUUGGCGCAACGAGUAUGUGAAGUCGUUAAACGGUCAUCGCAACGUCAAACGGAGCAUUCAGGAGCUGAAUGUAGGUGAUUUGGUGAUAGUGAAAGACGAGCAAUUACCAGCAGUGAAGUGGCCUUUGGCGCGUAUAGUGGAAAAACAUCCUGGACCAGAUUCAGUGACACGUGUCGUGACUCUUCGUACAGCGAAUGGGAUCAUCAAACGUCCAGUUUCCAAAAUUUGUGCAUUGGAGUGUCAUCAGGAAGUGUAA